CGCAAGCAUUCAACAACUCCCGAUCCGGAACAAUAACGCUGCGGCUAUGAACAUCGAUAUUCACCCGCUAACGCACGAUCCCACGUCGGCAUGGAAGGAAAUUUCGAAAUCGCAGCGUGUGAUAAAAAUCAACACCAAACCGCCGGCAGCGGACGUGCCACCGAACAAAGUGCGGGUCGUCUGCAUGUCCGACACCCAUUCGCUGACGCAUCACAUCAAGUUCGACAUUCCCGAGGGCGAUAUUUUCAUACACGCCGGGGAUUUUACGCGCUGUGGCAAGCUGGAUGAAGUGGUGGACUUCAACGAAUGGUUAAAGAAACUGCCACAUAAACACAAGCUGGUAAUUGCAGGGAAUCAUGAGCUUAGCUUCGACCAUACCUUCACCCAUCCGUUUCAAAAUGCAAGCGCCUGCUGCAAGAAAACGGGCUCCACCUUGCUGGACGAAAUACCAACGCUGGGCAACUCCAAGGAAAGCCUGGCGGAAGCGGUGAAAACGGAAAACAUUCGACAGUAUUUGAGCAACUGUACCUACCUGCAGGAUGAGUGCAUUGAGCUGUACGGUUUGCGAAUUUACGGAACGCCCUGGCAACCAGAGUUUUGCAAGUGGGCAUUCAACGUGAAGCGCGGCCAGGCAUGCCUAGAAAAGUGGGAACAGAUACCGGAGAAUGUGGAUAUCCUCGUGACACACACACCGCCCGUCGGGCACGGAGAUCUUUGCUGUUCGGGAGUGCGUGCCGGGUGUGUGGAACUGUUGGCCACGGUACAGCAGCGUGUCAAGCCGAAGUAUCACGUAUUCGGGCACGUCCACGAAGGUUACGGCAUUACCUCGGACGGGAGAAUUAUCUUCGUGAAUGCUUCAACGUGCGAUAUUAACUACCUGCCCAAUAAUCAACCGAUAGUUUUCGAUGUGACUCUUCCGAAGGGUCAUACCAAAGAUGAUUAGACCGAUUGCAAAGGUUUCCCGUGUUAAACGGCCAACUGUGCCAUACCAUGACAUGCACUUUACAGCAUCGUGACCACUACCACUAGCGUAGUUUCCGCACUGACAAAUCGAAAACCAUACAACAACUGCGGCGAAUGUGACCGCCCAGCUCAAAGUCCCUAUAAAACACCCUACAACAUCUAGCAGGCUGAUUAGUUUUACUGGAAGGGAGUGAUCCAGUCCAUCGCCUACUCGAUGGUUGCUUUGUCACCAGGCAAUUUUGGUUACGUACUGUUCGAAUUGGCACGUAUUAAAGAUCUCCGUGUGGCGAAGAUCGUGUGUUCAAAAACACCCGAGAACCAAUGGUUCAUCCAACAGAAAUGGAACAUUAGGUAUUAUUGUGCACGUGUGGUUGUUUUGCUUCAACGAAUUUUCUAUGCAGAUGUCUUUCUUCCUUUCCUCUAUAAACUACAAGAUAUACAUCUGCCUUAAGGAAGUACGAUUGUGGCCUUUUAAUGCCAAUAAAGCAAACAAAAAGAGGAAGCUAAUACCAGUCAUAGGACAACUCCAUAGGACAGUUCUUGUACUGAACCGCACAAAGAGAAACGCAAUUAGUCAUUAUUGGGGUAAAGGAACGUAAUAAAAUAAGUCACAUUAAGACUAGAGUUUAGCUGUGAAAAAUAUUAGCUACACGUUCGUUUUCUAUUUAUAUAGCGUAACAGUAGGGUUAAUUGAACAGUAGAAGUAAUUGCUCAAGCUCAUUUCAAUAUUUUGAAUUCAAAACCAAUACUUGAAUGAAUGCUACAUGGCUUGAACCAUUCUUACCCUUGUCUGGGAAGUUUCGGUUGCUUUCGGUAAGGAUAUUAUAAUGUUUGUGAUUCAUUUUACUUAGAUGCGGAAGCUGUAAAAUCAUGAUGUAUUUUUACAUUCGUUUUUUUGGAAAUACAGAUUUUGUUUGUUUAUUAUGUCGAAUUCUUGAGCAUUGUUGCGCAACACUCUUUCUUUCGCAAGUAAUAAAAAACAUCUAUGCAAGAGAUUUGUGUUCAAUUGUGCUAUUUAUUAUAAAACUACUUCCGGAUUGUGUUUUUCUUUCAACCAAAUCGGUAGUACAUUUAUAACUUGCACGGCCUCUACUUUGUGGUAGCUAAUAUCAGCACUAGCUAACAUGGUUUUAUAUCAAAUUACGAUAAACUAAACAUAAAUUGUACCAUAAAAUAAAAUGUAUGUUUGUGUUGUUACAUUCAUUUCGGGGUCGAAUCGGGGAGAAUGUUGUGGCCAAAAAUAUAUAAUAACAGCAGUACCUUGGGCGUUUCACGAUCGAGCCUAAGUGAAAUAUAUCCUCUCACAGAAUUUAUGUUAAA
This is a messenger RNA of Anopheles moucheti, 2283 nucleotides long. RefSeq names its product UPF0046 protein C25E10.12. NCBI's taxonomy places the organism in Eukaryota, Metazoa, Arthropoda, Insecta, Diptera, Culicidae. The coding region runs from base 47 to 943 and encodes 298 amino acids. The transcript has 2 exons. Gene Ontology annotation, molecular function: hydrolase activity. The record is from RefSeq and is a predicted model, not a curated record.